AUGGAAGAAGUUAAUGUUGUGCCUGAAUGUUCAGAAGAACUAAAACCUGUUGUUGGUCAGUGUUUCCAAUCACUUGAUUUUGCAAUCGCUUUUUACGAUGUGUAUGCUCGAGCAGUUGGUUUUGAGACGCGCAAACAAGGAGUCAAAAAAGUAGAAGGUGUUACUAUUUGGCAGUAUAUUGUAUGUACUCGUCAAGGUAAGAAGAGGACAGAGGAGGAGGAUAUGGUGAACGCCAGACAUGGUUUCACGUUGAAAAGAAGACGUUUAUCCAACCGGUGUGCCUGCCAAGCGAAGAUAUCAUUUCGUUAUUUCUCCGAAGGCGGACGUCCCGGAUAUAAGAUUCAUGAGUUUGUAGAGGCACAUAACCAUACAAUGGUGGAGAUGCAACAUAAGCCAUUCAUGUCUAUAAAUCGAAAUCUGACUGAAGUGCAUGAGAAAUUCAUUCUAGACUGUUCAAGGGCUAAUAUCGACCCCACUUUGACUUUUAAAUUUCUGAAAGAGGUAUUGGGAGGCUACCAGAUGGUGGGGUGCACCGUUGGGGAUAUACGUAAUGCAUCUCGAGACAUUAAAGCGUAUGCUCAAGGUUAUGAUGUUCAGAUGGUAUUGGACGAGAUGCGUAGGAAGAAGGAACUGUCUGAUGCAUUUACAUAUCACUAUGAAGUUAAUAGUGAGAAUCAGUUGGUAGCCUUAUUUUGGUGUGAUGGUGUCUCGAAAAGGAAUUACCACAUGUUUGGUGACAUUGUUGCUUUCGACUCAACUUAUAACACCAACAGGUACUGUAUGAUAUUUUGUCCAUUUACUGGUAAGGACAAUCACGGGAGACCUGUUACAUUCGCUGCUGGUCUAGUUUCGAAUGAGAAGACAGGUGCAUUUGCUUGGUUGUUUAAACAUUUUAUUGAGUGCAUGGGUGUUGCUCCCAAAAUGAUGGUCACGGACCAAGAUUUGGGAAUGCGGUCGGCUAUUGAGGAAAUUCUAGUUGGCACUAGACAUCGGUGGUGCAUGUGGCAUAUAAUGCACAAGCUUGCGAUCAAAGCUCCAAAGAAGCUCCUCAUAGAUGAAAAUUUCAAGAAGGAUUUCCAUGCUUGUGUUUGGUCCGAAUUACACGAACCGGAGGAGUUUGAAGAAAUGUGGGAUGCUAUUAUUGUAGAAUAUGGUCUAGAAAAUGUGGAUUGGUUCAGAACCAUGUAUCGGCAUAGGAAGUAUUGGAUACCUGCUUAUUUUUGUGAUUUUCCGCUGGGAUCGACGAUUCGGACCACAUCUGUGUCUGAGUCUGAAAACAGUUUUUACAAAAUCUUUCUGAAGCCUCGGCUAAAUCUUGCUGAAUUCUAUUUGAGUUUCAAUAAUGCCUUGGAAUCUCAACGUAAUUCUAAUGCAAAGUUGGACUAUGCAGAUUCAACUCUUGUGCCAAUUUUGGCCACUGACCAGCCUUUCGAAAAGCAUGCAUCCACAUUAUUUACCGACUCUAUGUUCAGAACAGUGCAGGAAGAAAUUGUGGAGGGUUGCAUCAGAUGUAGGAUUGUUGGUAUGUCAUCCGAAGGGAUGAUUGAUUGCUAUAAAGUAGGUGACAGCCACCGAAACACAUUUGUGGCGACACAUGACAAGACGGACCAGUCGUACGUGUGCGAAUGCAAGUUGUUUGGCAGACAAGGGUUUCUGUGCUGCCACAUAUUUUACUUAUUCAAGAACAACGAAGUAAAGGUCAUUCCUGAUAAGUACUCUGAAAGCAGGUGGAUGAAGACGCCUUUGGUAAAGGCUGUACAUGGAUACACGGCUGAUGUGUUUCAAAACAAUGAUGCCCAAGAUGAGAAGUUGAUUUUAUCAAAUGAAUUGACGUCUAUUUUCUUCAGUUGCCUUGCUAGUUACCAGUCAAAUAUGGAUACAUUACGCGCUUUUGCAGGUGGCAUGAGAGAUCUGAAGACUAGUAUAGAUGGUAAUUCUCCUCCUAUAUCUGCAGUUGAAAAAAGAAGGAUGGUUGAAGAGUUUUAUGGAAUGGUCAGACCAGAAGUUGUUGAAGUUCACCCUCCUGACGUUGUCCAAACAAAAGGGUGUUGUAGUACGAAAGGCAAGCGCAUAAUUUCAAAGAGGGAGAAGGCUAUAAAGGAGCACAAUAGACCUUUGAGGAGAUGUAUGAAUUGCUUAGAGAUGGGCCAUCACGAUUCCCGGAAUUGCCCUGAAAAUGCGAAUGGUAAAGGCAAGGAGAAAUGCUGA
Messenger RNA from Salvia hispanica, 2208 nucleotides. Lineage: Eukaryota; Viridiplantae; Streptophyta; Magnoliopsida; Lamiales; Lamiaceae. The record is from RefSeq and is a predicted model, not a curated record.